Myiozetetes cayanensis is the source of this 3070-nucleotide messenger RNA. RefSeq names its product meteorin, glial cell differentiation regulator (gene METRN). The record is from RefSeq and is a predicted model, not a curated record. Gene Ontology annotation, biological process: positive regulation of axonogenesis; glial cell differentiation. Lineage: Eukaryota; Metazoa; Chordata; Aves; Passeriformes; Tyrannidae. The transcript has 4 exons. Bases 1304 to 2173 code for a protein of 289 amino acids. Gene Ontology annotation, molecular function: hormone activity.
UCUGGGGGGCAGUUUAAACCAGAGGGGCUGUAGUCUGGGGUGUGCAUAGGUUAGGGUGUGCAUAACUUAGGGGGAACACAGCCUGGGGUGUGCAUAACUCAGGGUUUGGACAGCCUGUGGUGUGUGUAACUCAGGGUUGGAUGUGUGUGACUCUUGGGGGUCUGUGUAAACAAGGGGGCCUGUCGUGUGGGGUGUGCAUAGCCUGGGCUAUAGGUUGGGGUGUGUACAGUUUUGGGUGUGCACAGUUCGGGGUGUGCACAGUUCGGGGUGUGCACAGCUGGGAUGUCCCUGUCCUGCCGUGCCUGUAGCCCUGCUGUGCACAGCCACGGGUGCACAGAAACUCAGGGUGCACCCCACGGGGGGAGGGCCCUUAGGCUGGGGUGUCCCAGCCCUGCUCCGGGUCCUGUGCCCCAGGCUCAGCCGUGGCCCCCCCCUUGGCCGGUGUCCCCCCAUCGCGGGGGUUGCGGAGGAGCCCCGGGGGGCUCUGGGGCUGCGGCAGCGGCGAGUGCCGGUGCCCCGGCGGUGGGGAGGGGGCCGAGGGGGCUGCUCCGGUGCCCGCCCCUCCGCCGCUAUUGGCGGAAAGUUCGGGGCGCGCCGCGGGGCGGUGGCCGCGCUGCCCCGUCCCCGCCGCCCCGGCCCCGGUGCGGGAGCGCUGCGGGCAGGGCCGGGCCGGGCCGGGCCGCCCGGGGCCGCCGCGGGCGCGGCCAUGUGGGCGCUGCGGGCGCUGUGCCUGGCCGGGCUGGGGGCGGCCAUCGGCGGCGUCUCGGCGGACCAGUGCAGCUGGAGGGGCAGGUAGGCACCGGGAACACCGGCACUGGUAGCGCCGGGAUCGGGAACACCCACACCGGGAACACCACACCGGGGGCAGCGCGCCGGGAGGGAUGCGGGAUGGCACACGCGGGUUCGCAGCCCCCCGGGGAGCUCCCGCCGCCCGGGCAGGGCAAGUGCAGGGAACAGUGGGGUGGCUGCUCCCCCCAGCCCCAUCGGCCCCCAGGGCUGACCCCCCUCCUGGAUCAGUGGGGAGGGUCACGGGUGGGAUGUGGAGACCUUUCCCUGCCUCAGUGUCCCCUUCCUGGGUGCGACUGACCAUCCCCCCCCCGAGGGAUGCUGGUCCCCCCACGGAGCUCCCCGCCUCUCCGGGACCCCUUUCCUCAACACCUCCACCCGUGAAGCCCAUCCCGGUGGCCGGCGGGACCCUCAGCCCCGCGGCAGGGCCCGAAGCACCGCCCGAAGGCGCCGAACUCCGAACAAAGAGCCAGAGCCCUCCAGGAGGGGCUGCCCCACGCGGGGGGCUUGGGGGACCAUGGGGGCCACACAGCCACCAGCAUCCUGGCUGGGACAAAGCAGCCCCCCGGUUGUCCCCGCUCCCCCCAGUGGGCUGUCACAGGAGGCGGGCAGCGUGGAGCAGCUGUCCCUGCACUGCGCCGAGGGCUCUCUGGAAUGGCUGUACCCCACGGGGGCCCUUCGGCUCCGCCUGGCCCCCCGCCUGCCCCCCACCACGGCCGCCGUCAAAGGGGGGAGCCCCCGGCACAUCACCGCCUGCGUCAAACCCACCGGAACGUUCCGGGGGGCUCAGCUUUACCUGGAGAGGGAGGGGGUGCUGGAGCUGCUGCUGCCAGAGGCCCCCCGGCCCCGCGCCCGCUGUUUCAGCUGGCUGCCCCAGGAGAAGGUGGCCCUGUUCCUGCAGGCCACCCCACACCCCGACAUCAGCCGCCGCAUCGCCGCCUUCCGCUACGAGCUGCGGGGGGACUGGCUGGCCCGGCCCGCCCUGCCCGCCGCCAGCCUCGGCGCAGAGGGUGCCUGUCGGCCGUGCAACGACACCGAGAUCCUGAUGGCCAUUUGCACUAGUGACUUCGUGAUCCGUGGCAGCAUCCGGAGCGUGUCCAACGAUGCGGAGCUGCAGGAAUCCAUCAUCGGGGUGAGCGCCGCCCGCAUCCACCGCCAGAAGUUCCCUCUUUUCCAGGCAGGCGGGCGGCCGGGGCGGCCCAUGGGCAGCAUCCGCACUCCCCUGCGCUGUGGGGUCAAGCCGGGCCCCGGCACCUUCCUGUUCACGGGGUGGCUGCAUUUCGGGGAGGCCUGGCUGAGCUGCGCCCCCCGCUACCGGGACUUCCAGCGCAUCUACGAGGGGGCCCAGCGCGCGCGCCAGAACCCCUGCGAGUUCCCUGUGGACUGAGCGGCUCCGGGAGUGCCCUGCAGGACCUGGGGACCCCUGGCAAUGAGAGUACCCCGGGGGACACAGGGCUGGUGCCCAGAGGUUGCACAGGGACGGUGCCCGGAGGGAGCACAGCGCAUCCACCCUCGCCGCGUGGCCGGACUGUGGCAGCACCUGCUGGCGGGCUCGGGGGUUCUGAGAAAAUCCUGCUGCAAGAGAAGGGAUUUUCCCAGGGCGUGUUUGUCCGUGGGCACCCAGGGACCCGCCUGGGUGAGGGGUGCAGUGGCACGGGGUCGGGGCUCCCAGGGGACUGGGGUGCUGCAUGCUCAGGAGAUGCUGUGGGGCAAGUGGGGCAGGGGCAGCCGGACCCCCAGCCCCUGGCAGGGCUCGAGGGUGGGUGGCCGUGGUGGCCAGUCCAGGGACACGGUGGGCACAAUGGGGCGUGGAAGGGCCAGGAGAUGGAUUUGCAAUGUUGAGGGUGGAAGAGGGAGUGGGCAGCAGCGAGCCUGGCCCUGGCCCUGCCUGCAGUGCAGGGCACAGGCAGGAGCUGUGGAGUGGAUGCUGAGGAAGAGGAGUGAGGCCGAGGGGAGCAAGGGGAAUGGUGAGGUGGGAAGAAGGCUGAGCAGAGGUGCCCUUGGCACAGCCGGGGCAGGACCAAAGCGCCAGUGCAGGAAGGUGCCAUGGGAACAGGGAGAGGUCACUGUGCCACCCGUCACUGGCAGCCCACGGGUGACUGGCAGUGAGGCACAACGUGCCAGCAGGGGGGAAUUUUGGACCGUGGGGGUGGGGGGCAUUGUAUGUGCACUAAAGUUAUAACGAUACCAAAUUUGUGACUUUUUUUUUUUUUUUAUAAACUAAGCUGUAUUUGUAGCGUGUGGCUCUUGUUUUCAAAAAGCUGGGUGGGAUGUUCAGUGAUGG